AUGGCUACAGCAAUAGUAGAAGCUACUCAACGUAACGGUCGAAGCGUUCCGUUUCGCGUUCUUCUUGAUAGUGCGAGCGAGGUCAAUUUUAUUUCUCAAGCAGCACAUAAUAAGCUAGGUUUGAAGCGAAACUAUGUCUCAGAAAUAGUUACGGGAUUAAACGAAGUAGAGAACAAAAUACAUUAUAUUUGCGAUGUUCACAUCAAGUCUAGAUGCUCCAAUUUCGAGAUUAACGCCGAGUGUUUUAUUGUUCCCAAGGUUACGAAGGAUUUGCCAUCCAUGAAACUAGAUCGUAACAAGUUAACAUUGCCAAACAAUCUAAAAUUAGCUGAUUCCGAGUUUCACAAGAUCGGUCCGAUAGACAUGUUAAUCGGCGGAGAAUUCUUUUACGAUUUGAUGGAAGACGGCAAAAUAGAGCUUGGAAAAAAUCAAUUAACUCUAAGGAAUACUAAAUUUGGAUGGAUAAUCGCGGGACCAAUAUCGGCUGCUUCGGUAGUUUCAAGUAUCAAACAGAACACGGUGCACGCGUUAACCUGUUCAUUGAAAUCUCACGACGAUUUAAACGAAAAUCUAGAAAAAUUCUGGGAAUUGGAGAAUUAUGACAAGGGAACGACACGAUUAUUAUCAAACGAUGAGAAAAAAUGCGAGCGAUAUUUCGAACAAACUACUAUACGCGAUACUAACGGUAGAUUUAUUGUAAUGCUACCAUUUCGAGAUGAAACCCUACCUAUUGGCAAUAACAAAGAAAUAGCACUUAAAAGAUUAAAUUAUCUGGAACGAAAGCUUAAAGGCAACAAGGUAUUUCGCGAUUGUUAUAUCAAUUUUAUGCAUGAUUAUGUUAAACUAGGACAUAUGUCGAUUGUAACCGAUUCACAUAAUGAACCCCAGAGAGUGGUGUAUUUACCUCACCAUGGUGUGCUAAAGGAGUCUAGUAGUAGCACAAAGUUGCGAGUUGUAUUCGAUGCUUCGGCAAAGAACAACAGAGGCGUGUCUUUGAAUGAUGCUCUUCUUGUUGGGCCGGUAUUACAAGAUAAUCUAAUCGAUAUAGUGUUGAGAUUUCGAUUCUCUGAAAUUGCUUUGACAGCCGAUUUGCAAAAAAUGUUCCGGCAAAUACUAGUUCACAUUUCGGAUCGUGACGCACAACGUAUUUUAUGGCGAUUCUCAACUGAGGAGCCCAUACAAGAGUAUCGUUUAAAUACCGUCACUUACGGGCAAGCAUGUGCCUCAUAUUUAGCGAAUAAAUGUUUGAGACAAUUAGCUACAGAUAGCGCGGAACGAUAUCCAUUAGCGGCAAAUGCUUUAUUGUACGAUACAUACGUCGAUGAUAUAAUCUCCGGUACGAACACCGUUGAAGAAGCGCAAAUCUUGUAUGAACAAUUGACUAGCUUACUAUUAGAAGGCGGAUUCACAGCGCACAAGUGGUGCUCGAAUUCUGAAGAAGCCCUGGAAAAUGUGCCAAUACAUUUAAGAGAAUCUAGUUCGACUUUCAACAUUGAUGCGAAUGACGUCAUUAGGACACUAGGAAUCGAAUGGAAGAUACAGACGAGUUUCAUUUCAAGGCGCAAAUCGUGGCGCAAGCAUUUACGAAACGCAAGAUACUAUCAGCAAUUAGUAAAUUGUAUGAUCCUCUAG
This is a messenger RNA of Solenopsis invicta (red fire ant), 1632 nucleotides long. RefSeq lists its product as uncharacterized. The transcript has a single exon. Lineage: Eukaryota; Metazoa; Arthropoda; Insecta; Hymenoptera; Formicidae. Bases 1 to 1632 code for a protein of 543 amino acids. The record is from RefSeq and is a predicted model, not a curated record.